UCAAAUUUAGUUAUUUUGUAUGCUACAUCGUAUAUCACCAUAUCUUGAACUCAAAUAAAGAUUGAUGGCAUUCUCAAAGUCAAUGCUUAACAACAAAAUGGACCGUGUACAUCUUCUCCUCCUCCUCCUCCUCCUCCUCUUCGUCUCCGCCGCCGUCGCAACAUGGCCAAAUAAACCUCAUGCAUUAAUCCAAACGGUGAUCAAAGACCCAAUUAUCAAUCUGUACUUCACCUCCAUCGACAUAGGAACCAACAUCACCGUCUCCGUCAGCUUCGUCAUCGACCUAUCUCAACCUUACACCUGGUUAGACUGCUUCUCCGGCUACUCUUACUCUUCUUAUACUCCGAUAGAUUUUGACUCCCCCAAAUGCAAUCUCCACAAGCUCACACGCCCUCUCAAUGUACCCACACCAGAUUGGUGGGUCUGCUCCGGCGCCGGAGAAAAAGUCAAACCAGGAUGCUCCGACCAUCCUUGUGGGAUAAAACCGUACAACCCCGUGGAUAACACGUCACGUGCUGGAUCCUUAAGUGAGGAUGUAAUGUUCUUCUACUCUACACCUGACGGCUUAAGCUUCGGAUCUAGAUUCCAGUCUCCGCCGGUGACAUUCGCCUGCGUCGGCCGGAGAGGCUUCGAGGGGUUUCCUUCGGAAGCUCAGGGGUUGCUUAGUCUGUCAAGAAACGCACUUUCUCUCCCGUCGCAGCUCUCUUCCAAAUUCGCGCUCUGUUUGCCUUCUAAAACAGAGGACUCUGGUUUUGGAGAUCUUUUCAUCGGCGGUGGUCCGUACUUCCUCCCGCCGUACCACGACGACGCUUCUCGUCUCUUCACCACCGUAUCUCUAAUCACUGACAAAGCCUCAGAUGAAUACUUCUUCGAAGUCAAAUCAAUCGAAAUCGAUGGAAAGGCGUUACCUUUAGAGAAUUCGAUACUCUCUAAGCUCAGCACCGUGACUCCUUUCACCGUUCUGUAUCGUUCCAUUUACGAACGUUUUGUUAAAGAGUUCAAGGCAAAGGCAAAGGCCAAGGCGAGGAAGAUGGUCGAAGCAGAGACUGUGGUGGCUCCUUUCGAGGUAUGUUAUAGAGUGAAGAAGGGGUUUAAAAUGGAAGAUGUUCCAGUGAUUGAUCUAACGGUGGGGAGCGGUGGCGGGAGAUGGAGGAUCUACGGCUGGAAUUCAAUGGUGGUUGUGAAGGAGAAAGGUGCGAUGUGUUUGGCGUUUGUGGAAGGAGGAGAGAUGAUGGUGAUUGGAGGGUAUCAGAUGGAGGAUAACUUGGUGGAGAUUGAUCUUCAGUUAUCGAAGCUUAGUUUCACUUCUUCUCUUCGUCGACACAACACUUCUUGUUCUCGUUUUAGACCAGUUGCAACAGAUUGGUGUCUUAAAGACAACAAUUCGUGUGGAUCGGUCAUAUGUUGUUAAACUGUUUUGAGAUUUUUUUACAUUUCUUCUUGAAUCUGGCCCAAUAAGAAA
Molecule: messenger RNA, 1462 nt
Organism: Brassica oleracea var. oleracea
Lineage: Eukaryota; Viridiplantae; Streptophyta; Magnoliopsida; Brassicales; Brassicaceae
Product: basic 7S globulin-like
Exons: 2
Coding region: 65-1411 (448 amino acids)
Biological process (GO): proteolysis
Molecular function (GO): aspartic-type endopeptidase activity
Source: RefSeq, a predicted model, not a curated record